UCUUUCCUAUUAUUAUUAAAAAAAAAGACUCAAAUUCACUUUUUCAGAUUUUAUUGGAUAAUAAUUAAUUAUGCGAUUAGAUGGGUUUCAACUUGAAGUUUUGGUAAAUGGUCAACCUUUGGAAGAAUAUAAUCUUCCGAUAAAUGAAUCAAAUCCCACAACUGAUUCGUCUUAUGUAUUGGAUGAAUCAACAAGACAAAAAACAUAUAGUGAUGAUGUAACAUAUAUCGCUGUUAAACCGGAAAUGAAAUAUUCCAUUAGGUUUUCUUCUUCAAGAGCAUCUAUGUGGUCUCCUCUAAUGGCAUAUGUAUAUGUUGAUGGAGAAUAUGAUUAUACUUAUCGAGAAGUUUCAAAUUCAUCACCUCGAGAAAAAGAUUGUUUUUGGAAUAAUACACUUAUUUAUUUUUAUAAAGCGAGAGUUAUACCUCAAACGCCAGUUUAUAUACCUAAUUUUUCUGUAAAUCAAGUAAAAGUAGCUGAAGCAAAAUCAACUUGUGGUAUUAAAUUUACAACGGCAUUUGAGGAAGCCGAAGGAUUUUCUAAUCGACAAGCUGUGGCAACAAUGGAAAGACAAGGUGACGAACCCGUUGCUGUAUUGCAUCUACAUUAUCGUCCUGCUACUUGGCUUUCAAUUAGAGGAUGCAAUUUACCAGAAAUCGACCAACCAAACCAUCUUUCUCCAAGUGUUCCCGGAUUGUUGGGAGAUGUAAAACCAUAUUCUUUUAAUAUUAAAGGAGAAGAACCUCAAAGUCCUACAGUGGUAAAGACGAAAUAUAAAAUUAUUAGAGCUGCUGUUAUACAUUCAGAUAAUGUAAUUGAAGUUACUGACGAAAGCGAAAAUAGAAAUAAUAAUGAGGUUAUCGAUUUGGAAAAUUAUACACCAAAAAAUAAACGAACAUAUACAAAGGAGGUUGAUGUCAUUGAAUUGUUGGAUUCUGACGAAGAGGAAGAAGAAAAUCCUUCCAAGAUUCUUCGUAUUGAAUGAUAUUUUUUCUCGUGUUUUUAUUUAUUUAAUUUAUCUGUGAUGUGAAUAUAAUAAAUGUAAAAUUUUUUAUAUCGGCUAAUGUAAAACAUUAUUAACAUUAUUAGCCGGA
Molecule: messenger RNA, 1094 nt
Organism: Rhizophagus irregularis DAOM 181602=DAOM 197198
Lineage: Eukaryota; Fungi; Glomeromycota; Glomeromycetes; Glomerales; Glomeraceae
Source: RefSeq, a predicted model, not a curated record